Messenger RNA from Penaeus monodon (black tiger shrimp), 3477 nucleotides. Its product is annotated as nuclear exosome regulator NRDE2-like. Gene Ontology annotation, biological process: regulatory ncRNA-mediated post-transcriptional gene silencing; negative regulation of RNA catabolic process. Gene Ontology annotation, cellular component: catalytic step 2 spliceosome. The record is from RefSeq and is a predicted model, not a curated record. NCBI's taxonomy places the organism in Eukaryota, Metazoa, Arthropoda, Malacostraca, Decapoda, Penaeidae.
AGAAGAAGAAAAAGAAGAAAAAGAAAAAACAAGCCCGGUCAACAUCUCCAUCCUCAUGUGAGUCUGAAUCAAGUCACAGGAGAAGGAAAAAGAAAAAGAAAGCCAGAAGUGAGUCCAGCUCUGAUCAAGAUCGUGACACCAAGACGCAGAAAUUCCAGGUCUCGUUCUUGUGGGAAAGUGUCUGAAGGUAGAUAUAGAUCACAGUCAAGAUACAGUUCUGAAUCAAGAUCAAGGUCUCGUUCUAGAUCCAGAAGUAGCAGGUCUAAAUCAAGUCCUCAAGAAAGAAGGAAGAGGAGAUCUAAAUCAAGGUCAAGGGAUUGGUUAUCGAGAAAGAGAAAAGUCAGAUCAAGAUCAAGAUCAAGAUCACGAAGCUGGGAGGCUAGUUCAAGAUCAAAGGAUAAAAGGAGUUACAGAUCUAGAUCCAGAAACAGGAAAAGAUCAAGGUUAAGAUCAAGAUCUAGAAAUAGAAAGUCAAGUAGGAGAAAUCGGUCUCAAUCAAGGGAUAGGAGGAGGUCAAGAGGCAGACGAAGCAGAACAAGAUCAGUUUCUAGAGAGAAGAUAAACAAGAAAGAGGAACAGACUUCUAAAGGAGGAGGCACUGUAUUACGUGAGAAAUUGUUAUCUGGGAAUAAGAGUGUAUUCUUAGAUGACUUAAAAGGCUUAGUCAGAUCUGAAGAGGCAUUCUACAUCAACGUACAAGGAGAAACUGCCAAUAAGACCUUUACCUCAACACAUUUUUCGCAGCUGGCCAGUUAUAAGAUGAAAAUAAGAGGCGUACUUGGAGAUUUAGAGCAAAAUAUAGGGAGGCCAAAUAAGAAAGCUCUCAGAUACUUCAAGAAAAGUGCACAACCAUCAUUAUAUGCAGAUAGUACAUUUACCAAAAGGAUACCAACAAGCAGCAAAGAUGAGGAAGACAAGGAUGCUAGUUAUAUACCAGUUCAACUUACCUAUGUAGAAGAAAAACUCAUAAAGAAAGAAACCCAGCCAUCAUAUGUGGAUCCUUUAGGGAUAUAUGACAGUAAAACACAAGAGUACAUGCUUGGAAUAGGUGGUCCAGAUCAAGAAAAAAAUACAUCAACCCAAAAUGCAGAAUAUGAGUACUGGCAAAGUCAGGCUAAAAUGUUUAAUGAAAGACUGGGCAAAGAACCUACCAAUAUAUCUCUAUGGCUAGAAUUUGUACAUUUCCAGGACAAGGCUCAUGUUCAUCUGUUUCGCAUAGAAGACACAAGUGAAAAAAAUGAGAAGAAGAAGAAAAUGAAUCAGAAAGCAUUAGCUGAGAGGAAAAUUUCAAUUUUGGACACUGCCAUAAAAAAGAAUAUUAAAUCCAACGAGUUGCAGUUUGAACGUCUUGAUAUUGGACAGCAUAUCUGGGAUGAUAAAAAAUUAAAGAAUGAAUGGGGUACUUUCUUGUUUAAUUUCCCAAACAAGAUUAAAGUUUGGCAUCAGUACUUAUCAUUCUCACAAACCCAUUUUACAACAUUUAAUUUAUCAUCAGUUGUCAAAACAUUUGCAAAGUGUACAGAAAGAUUACAGCAAAUACAAAAUGGAACAUUUUUAACACACGCAGCACCACCUAAUAUAGGAAAGUGCAUGGUAGAUGUGGCUGUGCAAUUGGCAACUGUUUGGCGGCAAGCUGGGUUUAUGGAAAGAUCGAUUGCUCUGUUCCAGGCACUUAUAGAGUUUAAUUUAUUUGCCCCUGUUCAUGCAAGAGAUAAAAAAAUGACAUUAGAGGCAAGACUGGCCUUUUUUGAGCCAUUUUGGGAUUCAAGAGCUCCAAGAUUUGGGGAAGAAAGAUCUUCUGGAUGGGCACAAGUUGUGGAACAAAAGCAGCAAGUAGAAUUUCCAGAAGUUAUUCUAGGAGGAACACAAGAUGAAGAGGAUGAAUUAUUGGCAGCAGGUGGCAGCACCUCAAGACUCUGGUUAAUGUUAGAAACCUCAAGGGAGCGACGACAUUGGUUGCCAUGGGAAGAUGACCCAGAAGAGUGUGAAGACCCAGAGAGAAUGGUUUCGUUUGAAGAUUUGGAACCUCAUAUUUUUUGCUUAGAAGACCCAAGAGAUCAUUUUUAUAUGAUACUGCAGUUUUUCAAAUUUAUUGGAGUACCAAAUAUAAGCCAGUUUGUGUCAUCAACUCAGGAGAGAGCCAUGGCAAAAAAUCAAAAUCAAAAUAGAGAGGUCAAUGAUAUAUUUCAGCCACUUACUCUUGAAAGUCUACUUGAUAUCCAUUUGUUUGGCACUUGUUUACAGUUUGAAAAGAAUGUAAAAGUUGGUGAAUUUUUAAAUUUCUCUGCCAUUGGACCAUCAUUAGGGACGAUGCUAUGCCAAGAUUACUAUAGAUUUGUUUGUCAAGCUGUAUUACAAGCAUCUAAUUUGUUUCCAGAACCACAGAGAACCAAUUUGAUACUUUUAUAUAUAAGAAUACUUGGGCUUCGCUAUUCAGCUUUGAGGAGGAAUAUUAAGGAGAAAGAAAAGCUCAGGCAGUUUGGAAAAGAUAUAAAGAAGCAAGUGAAAAAGCUUGUGAAAUCAGAAGAGUUUAGAUCUUCUCUUGUGAUAUAUGAGGAAUAUGCCAAACUAGAAGAAAUUAUGGAGCACUUUGAUGAUGCAGAAAAUGUAUAUGUUAUUGCACUUACAGCUGGAACAGCCACAGUAGGAAAUGGUGUCUCAGCUCCAGGUGGAAGCAUCUUAAAGGCAAAAAGAAAGCUCUUUGAGAUACAAGAAUCACACACUAACACUUCAUUUGAGACAUGCAAAACAAGCAAGGAAAGUGACACAGAAAGGCUACUUGCAAGUAAAGUUAUUUUCUUUCUCAGUGUGAUACAGUUGCUAACUGUUGGAUUCAAACCUGCCUGCUUAAUAUUUGAAACAAUUAUUGAUAAAAUUAAUGGCAUCUUCAAGGAACCUGUGGAAGUGAAACUAGAAGAAAUUACUCUACCCGGUGAACGAAAAUCCAUAAAAAUGGCCAGCUCUAAUCAAACUUCAAUUCAAGAAAAAAAUAGAAAAAAGAUGCUUGAAACUCUCUAUGAAGAUUAUCUUUGGUUGAUAGACGUUUCUUCGAAGCUGGAUAACCUCAUCAGAGAUGGAAAGAUGUCACCUGCUGUCUUAAGACCACUCCUUGCUGAUGCUGUAAAAAGUGCCCCAGAAAACCCAAACUUCCUUGUACUACUAGCUCAGAACCAGAACUGGCGAGACCUGCUGUGUGGAAUAGACACUCAUCCAAGGAAAAUCCCUUCCAUUUUGACUUUGGUCUCAAAGCUUCUCCCACAUCUUCAUAAAACACUUGCCCAUAUUGCCAAUACAGAGGAAGGCUCCUUGAGUUGUGGUUAUCGUUUGGAAAAUGUUUUGGAAACUGCAGUCAGUCGACCACCAGGUAGAAACUGCCCUCUCCUGUGGCGGCUGUAUCUCGCACUGGUUGCUAAUACACAACCCAAAAAGCUAAAGUCAUUGAUCUACGCAGCAAUAUUUCACUGCCCAGGAGUUAAG